AUGAAGUCGGCGCCGUGGAAGAACGGGCUCGCCCUCCUCGCGCCUGCGCUCGCGUCUGUGUCCUCGGCUCUCUUGCAGGCGCCUUUUGCUUCCCCGGGUCAAGGGUUGCCUGUUGGCGACCAGUCCAGCUGGUUCACCGAUGCGGACAAGUGGAGGUUCGACGAGCGGCCGUCCCCGAACGCCACCAGCAACUAUAUCUUCGACACCCUCGCCUCCGCCCUGCAACACUGGCCCAACACUCGCUACAGAAACGGGCACGCCGUCAUCCCCGCCUACGUGCCCACCGGCACCCUCCUCUACCACGGCUCCUUCACCGGCGCAGUCCCCACCACGCCCGAAUGGACCACGCCCGACCCCGAGCACGCCUACAUGUUCUGCCGCGGCGGCAGCGACGUCGGCUGCUGGCAGCUCACCCUCGCGGCCGCGCGCCCGCUCCGCGUGCUGUACUUUGACGGGAGCAGCGCGGCGAAGAUGGAGUUUGGCUCGAUGCACACGCAGGACAUUGUCGCGUGGCGGAAGCUGCACCCGGAGCGGAUGAUGGACGAGUACGGGCGCAUAAACGACCUAUGCAAGUGGGGAGAGCAGUAUGGGCUUGAUGGCUUUGUCAGAAUGGAACCAGAUUUCGAGGUCAUGCUUUGCAAUUUCACCUCUGGUGUUGAGGUCGUGUCCUGGCUCAAUCUCUUCCCCGCAGCCACGACCCCCAUUCCGCCUCCUCCACAACCAGACGACCUCCAGGCGCCCUCUCAGCUCGACCCUCCCACCGCCAAGUCCAUGUUAAGCCCGCUCUACUCCCUCGCAUUCGAGUCGACCCAAGCAGGCUCAUGGCGCAACCGCUACCCGGGCGACCUGCGAUUCAUCCUGCACACCCACCGCCUCCUCACAUUCUACGACACCUCCCUCGCGCCAUCCCUCGUCCCCGCACGCGCGGGGCUGGACCGAUGGGACCACGCGCUCUUCAACCUAUCUGACGCGGACAUAACCGCGUUCACGCAGCGGCUCGACGAGGAACUGCGCGCGUCGCAGCAUGAGUACGAGGAGAGGGGCACGGACGUCGCACCCAGCGGCGUACAGUGGCAAACGCUCGCCCGGACCCUGAUCGAUCGGCACGCGGAGCGGCUCGAGCUCGCACGCGGGCUGCUCGAGCGGGGCGCGGAUGCACACGCGUACGGGAACGUGCUCCGACAGGCGCGCAGGGCGCACGUGCAGCUCCGCACGAUGAUCAUGCCGUACGUGCUGUACACCGCCGUGCCUCCCGCCGCCAGCGACAGCUCAUCCGGCUCGCCAGCUCCGCCACACGCGUGGGCUGCGCCCAUCUUCCGCGAAUGCGCCACGGCACACACCGCCGCGCUCUUCCGCCCGACCAUGCACGCGCGCCUCACGCGCAGCGAGCAGACGCUGCUGCGCGCCGUGCGCGAGACGUCGCGCGAGAUAUGCCGCGUCGUCGUCGGAGUGUGGGCGGACGGCGUGGAACUCGGCAUCGGCGAGCGCCAGGUCCGCGAUCCGAUCAUGAACUUCCCGAACCCGCCCGACCCGGAGCAGGACGUGCCUCCGCCCGACGUGCGCAUGAGCGAGAGCGAACUGCGCGAUAUGGUCGGGCGGUGGCACGCCGAGAUCAAUGGUUUGAUGGCGUGGUUGGAUUGGAGCGAAUGGGUGCGGUGUGAGCCUGCGUGCGGAUUCGAGGAACUGUGUUACCUCCCCACGUGGCCAUGGGACAUGAUCAGGAUUCCCGGUGCACCGCACAAGCCCAUGCCAAAGGACGAGGAGGGCAGGCCGCAGUGGAUGCGGCCUCAGCCGAGGUGUAUUCGGAGGGUCGAGCCUUACGAUCUAUUGGAGUAG
Molecule: messenger RNA, 1836 nt
Organism: Coniophora puteana RWD-64-598 SS2
Lineage: Eukaryota; Fungi; Basidiomycota; Agaricomycetes; Boletales; Coniophoraceae
Exons: 6
Coding region: 1-1836 (611 amino acids)
Source: RefSeq, a predicted model, not a curated record